This is a messenger RNA of Diospyros lotus (date-plum), 781 nucleotides long. RefSeq lists its product as uncharacterized. The record is from RefSeq and is a predicted model, not a curated record. The coding region runs from base 121 to 450 and encodes 109 amino acids. The transcript has 2 exons. Gene Ontology annotation, biological process: regulation of systemic acquired resistance. NCBI's taxonomy places the organism in Eukaryota, Viridiplantae, Streptophyta, Magnoliopsida, Ericales, Ebenaceae.
GAUAUCUCUUUUUUCUCCCCCCAAGUCUUUGUUUAUUGUCACAGAGGGACCGCCAGAGAGAGAGAGAGAGAGAGAGGGGGGGGGGACUAAUUGAGUAUUUAUCCGUGAUUCUUGUGAGAAAUGAGCGGUGGAAUGGAGGCGGAGAAGAAGAGGAAGAGGGGGGAGGAAGGCGGUGAGGGUGCCAGGAGGAAGACGGAGAGGGAAUCAAAGCCGGAGCCCGAGGCGACAACGCCGACCGAGGAGGAGGUCGACGAGUUCUUCGCUAUUCUGCGCCGGAUGCACGAGGCCGUCACCUACUUCAAGAACGGAAAAUCCGGCGGCGCUAGCCUGCUCGGGAGCUUAGAGGCUGAAGUUUUAUCCGAUGUUAACGAAGUUAAGGCCGCCGAGGAAGCGGAGAUGGGCGUUUUCGACCUUAACGUCGCGCCGGCGGCCGAGGAUGAGAUUGCUUGACUUUUUUACGCGUGUGUGCGCUGUCUAAUGUAAGCCGCAGAGUUAGAUGCCCACGUCAUUUCUUCCGUCAUCUCUUGUAGUUGAACGGGGAUAGAGUGGUAUAUGAGAUGUACCAAGUGACACAGGUUUCAGUGCAAAUAAGGGUAAAGAGAUGGUGCUUAGCUAACUCUGGAUUUUUAUUUCAUUAUGUACCCCUAUAACCAAGUGAUGUAUUGUAAAUAACAUAUAGGAUACUCAAUGUUGUAAAUGGUGUGUGUGGGUGUCGUACAAUUGUACCUGCUAUGAUGUGUUGUGUUUUAUGGAGUGUUGAAGAUCGUAUAUAUUUCUUAUA